Tripterygium wilfordii is the source of this 3184-nucleotide messenger RNA. Its product is annotated as pentatricopeptide repeat-containing protein At1g03100, mitochondrial. Bases 435 to 2798 code for a protein of 787 amino acids. NCBI's taxonomy places the organism in Eukaryota, Viridiplantae, Streptophyta, Magnoliopsida, Celastrales, Celastraceae. The record is from RefSeq and is a predicted model, not a curated record. Gene Ontology annotation, molecular function: protein binding. The transcript has 3 exons.
GUAAGUUCCGUUCGCGCCUUCGCGCUACUAGUCUCGCUUGUCCUUUCCCGCUGAGCUUCUCUUCCUGAGACAAUCAUAGCGGCUGCCGUGCUCUCCCGCCCAGCUUCUCUUACUGAAACUUCUUCAGCUCUGCGUAUUUACCAAUGAAUACGAGUUUGAUUCUUCUUUUGAAAUUUCUUUCUCCUCGAAGAAGGUUAUCUUGCUUGCUAACUUUGCACAUAUAAGCCUUCAUAUGCUUUUGUUGUUCGAUUAAAUGCCUCACCGAGAGUAUGAAAUAAGUAUUUUGCAGCUGUGCGUCUGUUGGAAGCCAGAAGCGUAUACGGUACAAGUCAUGUUCUGUGUGAUGCGAUUUCAAUAAGGAGAAGAAUCUUCCAUUCUGUUUUAUUCAAGGAAUUAUAUUUGAUACUAGAGAGUUGCUGUUCGGGGAGGACUAGAUGAUGUCUUUGAGGAAGAUCAGGAAACAGAUUGGUGCAGUUUUCCCUUCUGUUUCAUAUUCCUUGCUUGAUGACGGUGGAUGCAAUUGCACUUGGUUUCCCAAACGCCAAAUUCAAUCGUCCUGGAGUCACAGAUCUGUCUGCAAGAUCACCGGUGUAUCUUUUACCAAUAUAUACAUGCCUACUGCUUUUUUAGAAAUUCAGACUAAGAUGCAACCUUUAUCAACAAUGGCUGGCACAAUCUUGGUUCAGGCUCGAGACCCUGCUAAACUUAGCAUGGAAAUUGACAUUGCAAUUGAUGAGGGUAGGCUCAGUGAUGCGUGGAAGUUGUACGAGCAGCACAUGCAGAUGGAAGGGUUCCCUCGCAAAACCAUUGUUAAUAAGCUUCUCUCAAGUUUUGCAGAAAGCCUUGAUGUUCAGUGGCUUGAGAAGGCUUAUGGCUUGGUUGAACGGGCUAUUGAGGAGAGUAAACAGAACUUACUAGAGAAAGAGCCGUUGAUUUAUCUCUCCUUUGCUCUUGCCAUAUGUAGCAUGCCAGUUCUAACAUCCACUAUUCUGAGAAAGUUGGUAGAAAUGGAACAAUAUCCUCCAGUAACUGCUUGGUCUGCAAUUUUGGCUCACAUGUGUCUUACUGCUCCUGGAGCUUACCUUGCUGCUGAGUUUAUUCUUGAGAUAAGUCACUUGUUCCUAUAUGGAAAAAUCGAUCCACGGAAAAAGAUUAAUGCACCUUUGCUGGCUAUGAAGCCUAAUACAACUGCUUUUAACAUUGCUUUGGCUGGGUGUGUUCUAUCUGGAAAAACAAGGAAAGCAGAGCAGCUCCUUGACAUGAUGCCUCAAAUUGCUGUUAAAACAGACACAAACUUGUUAAUCACAAUGGCGCAAAUAUAUGAGAGAAAUGGGCGAAGAGAAGAGUUGAAAAAGCUUCAGAGGUACAUAGAUGAAGCUCAUAAUUUAAGUGAUAUUCAGUUUCGACAGUUCUACAAUUGUUUGCUAGCAUGCCAUUUAAAAUUUGGGGAUCUAGAUUCUGCCUCUAAAAUGGUUUUGGAAAUGCUUCAUAAAGCGAAAAAAGCAUGUAAUACUAUUGCUGCCGCUACACUUUUUUCUGAAGCUGAUGAUAAAUCCCCUUCGCCUCCAGUGCAGAUAUACAGGGAAAGUUUAAACCAAAAGGAAUCAGGCAAUUUGGAGAAUGAUUCGCUGUUUAAUAGCAGACACCGUAUCAUAUCGUAUGAAGAGUUCAGGAAAGACCGACAUUUCUUGGCACUUGUGGCUGAGACGAGAGAAAUGCUAAAUACUUUAUUGGUUAAAUUGCAGAUGGAAGUUGAAUUGAUUACUACUAAACAUGGAAUUCUUCAACCAACUGAAAAAAUUUAUGUGAAACUGGUGAGGGCUUUUCUGGAAGCUGGUAAGACUAAAGAUUUGGCUGAGUUUCUCAUCAAGGUUGAGAAAGAGGAUUCCCCAGCUUCUAAUGAUGAUUCAGCGUUUGUUCACGUCAUUAAUUCGUGCAUUUCACUCCAGUGGUUAGACCAGGCAUAUGACCUUCUAGAUGAGAUGCAUUUGGUUGGAUUUAGAACUGGUUCCUCUGUGUAUGCAUCCCUCAUAAAAGCAUAUUGUAAAGCAAGCAGAGCAGCAGAAGUCACAUCACUUCUUCGAGAUGCUCGUAAGGCUGGCAUUCAGCUAGAUUCAAGUUGUUAUGAGGCAUUGAUCGAGUCACGAGUUCUUCAAAAGGAUACUCCAGGGGCCCUUCAACUAUUCAAAGAGAUGAAAGAAGCUAAAAUUCCUAGAACUGGUCAUCAAGAAUUUGAGAAGUUGGUUAAGGAUUGUGCAGAUGGUGCUGAUGCUGGGUUGAUGGCAAAACUCUUACAGGAAAUAAAAGAUGGUCAAAAGGUGGAUGGUGGAGUUCAUGAUUGGAACAAUGUGAUACAUUUUUUCUGUAGGAAGAGAUUGAUGCAAGACGCUGAGAAGGCUUUGAAGAAAAUGAUAAGCCUUGGGUACACCCCAAAUGCUCAAACAUUCCAUUCUAUGGUUACUGGGUACGCCGCUAUUGGGGGCAAGUAUAUAGAAGUAACCGAACUGUGGGGAGAAAUGAAAGUUCUUGCCUUUUCAGAUUCGAUGAAGUUUGAUCAAGAACUCCUGGACUCUGUGCUUUAUACAUUUGUGAGGGGCGGAUUCUUUAGUCGAGCCAAUGAAGUUGUGGAUACGAUGGAGAAAGAUAACAUGUUUGUCGACAAGUACAAGUAUCGAACUCUCUUCCUCAAGUACCAUAAAACACUUUACAAGGGCAAGGCUCCCAAAUUUCAGUCAGAAGCCCAGCUUAAAAAGAGAGAAGCAGCCCUGACUUUUAAGAAGUGGGUAGGUUUGUCUUGAGGAAAUUUUCUCCUGUGUGGAAAAAUCUCUUACAAACAGACCCUCUACAUGUCCUCCUUGAGUAGAAUGUGGAGAAGUUACCCUUACCCUGUCCAGUUCCAUUCAGAUGAUUAGGCCUUGAGGGACGAUGAGGCCGUAGGGCCGCCUGUUAAUGGGCUUGAGAAAGCCCAAACUUCGAUUGGUACUACGGAAAUGGGCCAAUAAGAAGAGGAACUGCGGAAGUCCCAAGAUUAACCCAAUUCGGAACCAAAUCCAACCAAGGCCCCAAUGACUGAGCCAGCAAUAAUGCAUGACAAUUGUCACACACAACUCAUGUAAUCACUUGAUCAGCGACUAAUGUGACGACUGAUGAUGUAAAAGUAAAACAUGACUGAACAACUGCAAAU